This is a messenger RNA of Mangifera indica (mango), 542 nucleotides long. RefSeq names its product reticulon-like protein B5. The transcript is spliced from 5 exons. The record is from RefSeq and is a predicted model, not a curated record. The coding region runs from base 1 to 516 and encodes 171 amino acids. Lineage: Eukaryota; Viridiplantae; Streptophyta; Magnoliopsida; Sapindales; Anacardiaceae.
AUGUAUCCUUUGGAGAUUGAAGCAGCAAACUAUUUUCUGGAAUCAAGAAGUAGUUUUAUCAGCAUCUGUAUGAGACAGAAUAGCUGGAUACCUGGGCUGACGGAUGUGACACUCAAUGCUCACAGCUUUAUCAAUAAGGCUCAACCUCGUAUCCCUGAAGUUCAUCUUCCUGAGGAGCCAUUUCUACAGUUUGCUUCGGCAUUGACAAUUGAGAUCAACAGGGCUUUGGCAAUAUUGCACAGUAUUGCAUCUGGAAGAGAUUUAAAGAAGUUUCUCAUGGUUAUAGCAGCCUUGUGGGUCUUGUCUAUUGUGGGGAGUUGGUGCAACUUCUUAACCCUGUUUUAUAUAUCAUUUGUUUUGCUGCACACGGUGCCUGUUCUUUAUGAGAAGUUUGAAGACAAGAUUGACCCCUUAGCUGAGAAGGCAACGACCGAGAUUAAGAAACAGUAUGCAGUUUUUGAUGGGAAGGUUCUGAGUAAGAUCCCAAAAGGUCCAUUGAAAGCCAAGCGAGUUUAGACGGUCAUAUUAUUUAACUGUUAUGU